GGGUAACUUAGCAACGCAGAGACCGCGGAAUUAACUGAGUAGAGCAACUUAGCGCCCUGGAAGUAGGGUUGCUCAAGAGUCUGUUGACGCCUCAGUCUCUGAGGGCAUGCGGAGUGUGCACACUGCUGGAGAGAUGGCUUUGAACAUUCUCUCCGUGGCCCCUCUUUACCAAGGCCCUGCCAUCCAUGGGAUACGGGUAAGGACAGAGGCCCCUCUAACGCUGGCCAAGCCGCUAACACCCUUGGCCCCCUCCAAGUCCAAACUCACCACCAUCGAGGCCAAGAGGAUCAUGUCUGUCCUGGAUGAGGCCAUCUAUAAGGUGGAGCUGGUGACCCUGAUGUCAUAUGUGGAGUCCCACCCGGAGGCCCUGGAGGGCAUUCUGCAAGAGGACAUCAUGAGUGUCAUGAAAGAGCACAUGGACCUGUGCCAGGUGCUUCUGGAGAACGUUGAUGCCCUGCAGGAGGAAGAGAUGCGGCUGCGACAGGAGGAAGAUGCUGAGGAAAGGUGGUAUCAAGAUCGCCACCUCUCCAUCCAGCUGCACAAGGCCAACCUCCAGCCACUGAUGCAGGAGGUCCAAGACUCCAGCAAGAACGUCCUGAGAGUCCUGAUCUGUGACCCCCGGGCCACCAAGCUUCUGCAGGUGCAGGCACCAGGUAGGAGUGCAGAGGCCCAGCACUUCCUUCAGAGCCUGACUGAGCUGCGGGGAUAUCUGUUUGAGAAGCUUCUCACCAACCCCAUGGAAAUGAAAGAGAAGGCCCAGUUCAUACAGGACAUCACCCGGCGGAACAAGCAGAACCAAGAGCUCAUUGACAGCCUUGAAAACGAAGUGACAGCAAGACUGAAGAACAGGGACACAGAAGUGGAAAAGGAGAACUUUGUGAUCCAGGAACUGAAAAACCACCUGCACCAGGUGCUCAAGUUCUCAGAGAACAGCCUCCUCCGCACGAAGCAGGAGGCCGAGAAGCAGCAGAAGGUGGACUUCCGGGCCUCGCAGGCUAGGCUAGCCAAGAUCCAGCAGGAGCUCCUGAUGCUGCACUCACAGUACCACAACCAGGUCACGGAGAACCAGGAGGUGGAGCAGGCACUGAGGAAGAAAAAAUACAAAGUGGAGACAGAAAUUGAGAACUGGAUCCAGAAAUACGAUACGGAGAUGGGUGAGAAGCAGGAUGAGUACGAGGAUCUGGAAAGCAUCCACAAGGAGGAGAAGCUGCAGCUGGAGGAGCUGCGGCAGCAGCACGUGGUGCUGGUGGAGGAGUUCGCCCAGAUCCGGACGGAGCGCGAGAUCAACUCCAAGAAAAGGAUGGAGGCAGAGCGCGAAAUGCUGCGUAUGGUGAGGGCCGCCACGCUCAUCCAGGCCGUGUGGAAGGGCUAUCUGGUCCGCUCCAUGCUCAAGUCCAAGAGGAAGAAGAAGAAGCGGGGCAAGGGCAAAGGGAAGGCCAAGGGCAAGGUCAGGAAGUAG
This is a messenger RNA of Castor canadensis (American beaver), 1459 nucleotides long. The record is from RefSeq and is a predicted model, not a curated record. Lineage: Eukaryota; Metazoa; Chordata; Mammalia; Rodentia; Castoridae.